CUGGUGCGCCUCUCAGCAAUGGGCCGACAGCGCCUGGUCUACGCUUUUUGGCCACAAGCGCGAAUUCAGUGCAACGGCAACUCUUGAACGAAAAAGCUUUUGCUGGUAGUAGCGCCGCCAAAUAAGAAGGCCAGCCCGUUGACUGCGUUUAGCUGCAACAAUCAACAAGCAAUAACAGUUACAACAUAAACGAAGUGGUCAAAAUCGGUACACACACGCGCGCACAACACUCACACACACACACAUACAUAUUGAACUGCAUACAACAACUACGCUCAAAAGUUGGCCAUAAAAGCCUCGCCGCCAAAAUGCUUCCGUUCCGGCCUGGAGCGGCCUGGCAAACCCUCUUGCUCCUCUGCGCACUGGCCUACUGCAUGAAUGUGGCGAGUGGCGAGGGCCGAGUGGUGUGUUACUACACGAACUGGAGUGUCUAUCGACCGGGCACUGCUAAAUUCAAUCCCCAAAACAUAAAUCCAUAUUUGUGUACACAUUUGGUGUACGCAUUCGGUGGAUUUACCAAGGAUAAUCAAAUGAAGCCGUUUGACAAGUAUCAGGAUAUAGAGCAGGGCGGCUAUGCCAAAUUUACCGGGCUGAAAACCUACAACAAGCAGCUGAAGACGAUGAUUGCCAUUGGCGGCUGGAACGAGGCCUCAUCACGCUUCUCCCCUCUGGUGGCUAGUGCCGAUCGGCGCCAGCAGUUUAUCAAGAACAUCCUGAAGUUCUUGCGCCAGAAUCAUUUCGAUGGCAUCGACUUGGAUUGGGAAUACCCGGCCCAUCGUGAAGGCGGCAAGUCGCGCGAUCGUGAUAACUAUGCGCAAUUCGUGCAGGAACUGAGGGCCGAGUUCGAACGCGAAGCGGAGAAGACAGGCCGCUCCAGGCUGCUGCUCACCAUGGCCGUGCCAGCCGGCAUUGAGUACAUUGACAAGGGCUACGAUGUGCCGAAGCUAAACAAGUAUCUGGAUUGGUUUAAUGUGCUCACCUACGACUUCCAUUCCUCGCAUGAGCCGUCGGUCAAUCAUCAUGCGCCACUCUACUCCCUGGAAGAUGACUCCGAAUACAACUAUGAUGCUGAGUUGAACAUUGACUACUCCAUCAAAUAUUACCUAAAGGCUGGCGCCGAUCGCGACAAGCUGGUCCUGGGCAUACCCACGUACGGACGUUCGUACACGCUGAUCAACGAGGAGAGCACUGAGCUCGGCGCCCCCUCCGAGGGACCAGGCGAACAGGGUGAUGCGACAAGAGAAAAGGGCUAUUUGGCCUACUAUGAGAUUUGUCAGGCACUUAAGGAAGACUCCGAAUGGACUGUGGUGCAGCCAAAUGCCAAUGUCAUGGGCCCAUAUGCCUAUAGACGCAAUCAAUGGGUCGGCUAUGACGACGAGGCCAUAGUGCGCAAGAAGGCCGAGUACGUAGUGGCCCAUGGCUUGGGCGGCAUUAUGUUCUGGGCCAUAGACAACGAUGAUUUCCGUGGCACAUGCAGCGGCAAGCCAUAUCCCCUAAUUGAGGCUGCCAAGGAGGCCAUGUUUGAGGCAUAUGGACUGGGCAUCAAUGAAGUCGCUAAAUCCGUUGGCCCCCAAAAGCCGUUGCGUUCGAGAAGUCGCGAGAAUGGCAUCAGCGGCAGCAGAAAACAUCUGAGCUCCGAAUCAGAGGCAAGCACUCGUGGCUCCAGUGCGACUAGACGACCUGCCAGUAGGGGCAGCACAACGACAACGCCGGCUACGACCACUUUUAAGCUGACCGAGCCCAAAGGAUCGUCGCUGUACAUUGGCGGCAGGGGCUUGACGACGCCAGCGCCGCCGACAACGCCGGAUCCCGGCUCGGACUUCAAGUGCGAGGAGGAGGGCUUCUUCCAGCACCCGCGCGACUGCAAGAAGUACUACUGGUGCUUAGACAGCGGUCCGUCUGGCCUGGGCAUUGUAGCUCAUCAGUUUACAUGUCCAUCCGGACUUUACUUCAAUCCCGCGGCCGAUUCGUGCGAUUUCGCGCGUAAUGUGCCAUGCAAGACUAAGAAAUCGACAACUGCUGCGCCAGUGACAUCGACGACCAGCACGACAACAACAACGCAACGAGCAACCAGUAGCUACAAUCGGGUUACGGCAGCGCCAGUUGCUCGACCUGUCUACCCACGCGUCACUAGCACCAGCAGCACGACAACAACCACAACCACAACCGCAUCGCCAGUGGAAGAGGAGCUCGAGUACGAAGAGGAAGUCGAUAAUGCCCAAACAUCGAGCAAGUCCAGCGAUGCUGAAGAGGAUCCCCAGGUCAUCAAAGAGCUAAUCGAUCUUAUUCGCAAGGUUGGCGGCAUCGAGCAGCUGGAGAAGCACUUGCUGCGCAACAAGGAUGGCUCCAUAACGCUCAAAGAGAACUUUUCUAGCGGCGCACCCACAACACCCUCGACCAUCAGCAAGUCACUGUAUGAUCGUGUCCUCAAUCGCCCAGAGACAUUGGGCACAUUUUCACGCAAUCGCUUCAAUGCUGUGAAGGUACAGUCGACCGAAACUACGGUGGCCGAGGACAGCAGCUCGCAAGUCGGCAAUUCCAAAUACUCUUCGGUGCUGCGCGGCAACAGCCGGCAGGGGCCACAGAACGAGGGCCUGGAAAAGCUAGCCGAAUUCGAUGGCUUCCUCAAGGAACGUAAGCAGUACGUGACCAUAAAUCGCAAUCGGGUUGCCACGCGCGAUGACGAAGAAGGCGAAGUCUCCUCGAGAGACGAGACCGAAGCAAGCGAGGAAGAAGAAGACGAACGAUUCCAUACAACCAGGCGUCCGAUCAGCUCUGCCACGCCAUCCUACACCAGCUUGCGACGCUCCCGGCCCACCACAACAACAUCGGCAACGCCUGUCGAGUCGGUGACAGAGCUGGAGCAGACGUUCGCCAGCCGGGAACAGACGCAGACAAAGCAAUAUGCCACCCUCAGCCGCAACCGUGGACGCACCACAGAACGUCCCCAAAGCACAGCCUCAGAGCCAGAAGUUAGCUCGAUAACCAAUCGCUACAAAUAUUUGGAACGCACGCGACCCACAAAGAGCAGCGCCGAUGUCACUGUCGGGAUCGAUGCAAGUGAACACGAUGCCGAGGAAGAUGAGGACGAGUACGAGGAUGAGCCACAACAGAAAAAUGUAACGGUACCAAGAAAUAAAAGCAACAACACAGCAACAACAAAUACACGUAAAUACGCGAGCAUUGGCCGCAGAACCACAACAACAACCACAACAACAACAACAACAGUCACAACAACACCAGAAACAACAACAACAACAAGUGUCAGCGGCGCUGAGACAGCCAAGGCCAGCACUAUCAACAACAACAACAACAGCAGCAACACUGUGAAAAUUAACAACGUAGCCGGAACCACACCAGCACCACUCAGCACCCAACCAGAUAUAACCACUACAACAGCCACUAUCAUUAACGAAACCACUGAACCAAUUGAGAGCACCAUCACUACUAAUAUCCAAACUACUAGUACCACCAACACCCACUCGCCCACACCCACACCCACACCCACACCCACAACCACAACCACAACCACACCCACGCCUACUGUAGCAUCCACUAUCCAAGUACCAACCACCAACAGCAUCGACUCCUUGAGCUUGGCUGAAGGCAUUAACGAUAUGUUAGAGCUGCCAUUGAGCACUUUGCCGCCAGCCAAUGACCCAAGCGAGGACGAGCAGAGCCCAGCCCUUGACUUCAAGACUAACAAAUUAACAGAAGCUGCGGCACCGACGACAACGGCAACUGCAACAACGACGCAGCCUGAACUGCUCAAGACAGUCAACAACAACGACAAAGACGACGACGACGGCGACAGGGACAACGACAACGACAACGACAAUCAGAUAAACAAUCUUGAUAACGAGGUAACAACAACCACAACAGCAACUAAGACACAAUCUAAGUACACAGCCAGUCGCAGACGCAUAAACACAAGCAACAACAACAACAACAACAACAACCGUAACAGAAACAAUGCAGCAGCAGCAACAGCAACAGCAACAGUCAACGAUGCUAGUCUCAAUGUUGGUAACUCUCCUGGUUUGAGUAGAGUCGAUCCUAGUGUAAAUAUCAUUAGAAACACCUACUCAGGUAGAAGGCAACAACAACCACAAAGAAAAACAACCAAACAACCUGAACAGAACACAACCGAACUACCUUUGAGCCCAACUAACACCGACUCGCUGGGUGGCAUAUCUAGUCCAAGACCCUUUGGUUAUCCCAGACGUCGCACACGUCCCACUAAACCACAAUCCGUAACCAUAACAACAAACAGCACUGUUAAUAAUAACGAUAACGAUAACGAUAGCGAUAGCGAAAACAAGACACAAAUUGAUGAUGUUGCGAGCAUAGGCAAAACGCGUCUGUCCACUGUGGAUAGGCCCAAGAAUCGAUAUCAAGUGAGCCGCACUAGAGGCACCACGACCACAACGACACCCAGAGCAACAGCCUCAACGACAGCGGCAACAGCAAAUACACGACGUUUGUCCUUUGGCUCACGCAGCCGCGUUCAGGUAACUAAAUUAUCUAUAGUCGAUGACGAUUCAUCACAUGAUGAUGAUGAUGAUGAUGAUGAUGAUGAAGAAGCUGAUGCCACAGAGACGACAACUGUUGCUCCAACAGUGACAACAGCAGCGACGCCGAGCACUAAGCCCACAUUGAAACGCAUACGAGUACUUAAAUAUCGACGACCGCUUAAGUCUAUUGAUAGUAGCAAUAGUACAGCCACCACCAACACCAGCACCACUAAUAGCGCCAAUACCACAUACACUGAGAACAACACAAACACAAUUACAUUAGCAAACAACACGACGAAACGUUUCCGGAAAAUUGUGCGCAAGCUUAGGCCAGUUGCGGUAAGCACCGAGUCAACUAAGCUGGGCAACGGGGAGCCAUCUGGAGUUGUGGGGGAAACCACUACGACCACACGCAAGCCGUUCCUACCCAGCCGCUCCCGCUUCGGCGGUGAGUCGCACAACGAUGAGGACGAAGAUAAUAAGGACGAACAGAAAGUAACGGCGCCAGCAGAGCGACAACCCUUCGACUUGCAGCGGUUGCGCAACCGACUCAAGAGCCAACAGUCCCGAGGUGAGCCGGCCGAUGGGGUGCUCAGCAGUAAGCUGCAGGGUAGCGAAGAGGAGAAUGACGGUGAAGGCAGCUCAGCAUUGCAGCAGCUGCGCGAUAAGGUCAAGGCCGAGCAAGCACGUGGCAGUGGGGAGCAGGGUGUUAUAAAUGAUAAGCUAAAGAAACUGUUGGUCGAGAAGGCCACUGCCAGCAACAGCAGCAGCAGCAGCAAUGCCAUCAUUGAUGAUGCUGAGAAGAUUCCCAGCUCAACGGCCAAAUCCACUUUACGUCCGGCUUUCCGACGUAAACUGGUGGCCAAGCGACCCUAUGUGCCGCCAGCUAGCAAUACGCCAACCAAAGCCCCUCUAAACCUGAACAGCACACGGCCCACACCCAAGUUUGUGCGUCGUAAGAACGGACGCUUCGAUCCCUUCAACUCGAACGUGCGUAACAAGGGCGAGGGCUUUGUGCGCAACGAUCCUAGAGGAGCGCGACUACCGGGCACCGAUCGCUUCAAGCAGCAAGACACCGAAGAAGAAGGCAACAACGACGAAGCUGACGACGUGGAAUACGAGAAGCAGCAGGAACAUCCACCGGUACUCAUUAAGACUAGCCUGCUGGGCAGUCAGGCGGCGGUGAGAAGACCUUUCGCUCCCAAAAAUAAACAACCUAAGACAGAGGCAAACAGUGAUAAGAGCGAGGAAGAAUAUGAAGACAACGAUGAUGCCGAUGACGAUGACGACGACGAUGACGACGAUGACGAUGACGAGGACAACGAGCAAGACGAUGAGCAGAAUGCCAAUCAAACGGCUUCCGGCCAGGAGCCACAGCCAGGCGACAGCACGAGCAAGCCGCCAACUCCCGCCUAUCGAGCCAAGGACAAUCGCGUACUGCCCGGUAGUCGACCGAGCUUCUCGCCAACCGCCAGUGGUGCGAGUCCCAGUAGUGGCAAUGUGCCUUUCAAUCCGCGCAACCGCCAGCCCAAUUCCAGCCAAAGUACCCCCUCGGCACCUGGCAAUCGUUUCGGCGGCAGCAAUCGCCCGCGAGUGAUAAACCGUCCUUCCGGCGUGGCGACACCCAACUUAACGCUGCGUCCUGUGGCCAAGAACUAUGAGCGCACCACUCCGCUAACCCCCAUCAAGCCAGCGCCUUUCAUACCCAGCAGCAAUCGUAGCUACGAGCGCAAGUACACGGGUCCCUCCACGGAGGCACCGGAAGUUGCCAGCGAGAACUCGUUGAUCGAGGACUUGAAUAUCGAUGCGCUCAAUGCACGCAACAAGAAGAUCUUCGACAUAAACAGCAAGAAGCAUACGACCCUUAAGCCCAAAGCGGCCGCUAAGGCUGAGGCAGACCUAGAAAGUGAAACUGAAAGUGCUCUAGAGAGGGAAGAGGACGACGAGCAGCAGCAACAGUAUCAGGGCUAUGUGACUACCACACCAACCACACCAACAACAAAUCCAACAUCAACACAGUCAACAGACACCACAAACACUGAAACCGCAAACGAAAACGAAAAUGAAAACGAACAGACACAAAUCGUGUCCCAUGUUCCAAUGCAUGCUAAUGAAGCCACAAACAUCUCUUCACUCCCACAGGACAAAGAGACGGGCACGUUGUCGUUGACAACGCAGUCGCCACCGCCAGCGACGACGCUGCUGCAUGUCUUUACCCUGGUCGAGGGCGAGGCCGAGGAGGAGCAGGAGCCCACCGGGCGGCCAUUGGGUAGUAAGACCACCGCUGUGGAGCCCAAGCACAAGCUCAUCGAAAUCAAUCGCAUUGUAGAGAUUAACUCGAAGCAGGCCAAGGCCGCCCAGCGCAAGUCCAAGGCCAAUCAAGACUUCGGCACGCUGCGCGUCGAGUCGCUGCCCCACGUCGAGCAGCUAGGUGAGAUAAGUGUGGUGAAAUACGUGCAUUUGGUGGACGGCAGCGAUAUCCAGAUAAACGACGGCCACAGCACCGUUGCGGAUUACACGCCCACGGAGCCCAGCGUGGCCAAGAGCUCGGCGCCAGUGCGCAACAGCCUGCCGCAGAGCGAGGGCGACAGCGAGCCGGAGCGCAAUGGCAAGUCGCUGCUGCCGGAGGUCAUACGCGGUGCCUUCGAAACGUCGACCAUAUCGCUCGAAGGACUAUUUGACUCGGAGCGUAAGGCCAAGCAGCUGAGCUUCAAUAGCAUCGGCCAGGAGAGCAACACUGAGAAUCAGCUGGACGUCGAACUGGAUACGAUUAACAGCACCGAGCUGCCAACUGUGGCGCCGGCAUUGCCAACCCUCACAUACGUAAGACCCAUUGUACCCCUACUUCGUCCCGAAUCCAAUGAAUCCUCACCCCUAAUCAUCUCGAUAGCCAAUCUCGACAAGGUCAUCUUAAGCAAGGUGCAAGCGCCGGAGGGCGAGUCAGAUGCCAGUGCAGCAGCUGCGAACGGCAUCGACGACAGCAGCAGCAGCACCCUGUUGCCGCCAACCAGCAGCGCCGAGCAUGCCACCGACAUUCCCUCCGAUUCGAAUUCAGCGUUUUCUGUGCGGCAUGCGUCCGUGUUGCAGGCGCCGAUCGAUAAUCGGCUAACGGACCUACACAAACAAACGACAAACUAUACACUAGACACAAAUGGCGCUAUUAGUGGCAUUGAUAACAACAACAACAACAACAUCAACAACAACAACAACAGCAGCAACAACAACAUGAACAACAUGAACAACAUUCAUACAGCAACAACACUUACCAAUAGUAGCAGCAUUAGCGAAAAGAUCAGCUACAGCACCGAAACGCAUGUGGUGCGUCGCAAGAAGUCGCGUCGUGGGCGUGGCCGGCGACUGCGUCAACGUCACAAUGCAACAACAACAACAACAACAGCAACAACAACAACAACAACAGCCACUACCACAUUGGCGCCCUAAGUCUGGUGCAACACACAAACAAAACGUAGUUAUUUCUAGUCUUAUUUUUGUACAGAGAGAGAGACGAACGCAUUAAGCUUCACACACUGUCGCCCUGUAAAUAUUCGGCUGCGUAACUCUGUCCUUUAAAUUUAGCUGAUUUUUUGCUAAUCUUGCAAUAACAAAAUCAAAAAAGAAAAAGUGUUUUUCCAUUCAUUUUCCAACAACAACAACAACAAGAAUUUGCUGCUUUUUGAACGCUAUUAAACUUUGUAUUCUUCAAGCUGCCAUUUAAGAAAUAACAAUAAUAUACAUACAUACACACGCCCACACAUCUACUUACACACACACACGCUCACACACACACACACACAUGCAGUAAUGAAAUGCAAUGACUUUUCCCCAAUUGGUUCAAUGAAAACUCUAACGA
This is a messenger RNA of Drosophila hydei, 8364 nucleotides long. It is a transcript of the gene Cht6, whose product is annotated as mucin-5AC. The transcript is spliced from 11 exons. NCBI's taxonomy places the organism in Eukaryota, Metazoa, Arthropoda, Insecta, Diptera, Drosophilidae. Gene Ontology annotation, cellular component: extracellular region. The record is from RefSeq and is a predicted model, not a curated record. Gene Ontology annotation, molecular function: chitin binding; chitinase activity. Gene Ontology annotation, biological process: chitin catabolic process; carbohydrate metabolic process. Bases 309 to 7955 code for a protein of 2548 amino acids.